This is a messenger RNA of Morchella importuna, 510 nucleotides long. RefSeq lists its product as uncharacterized. The coding region runs from base 1 to 510 and encodes 169 amino acids. The transcript has 6 exons. NCBI's taxonomy places the organism in Eukaryota, Fungi, Ascomycota, Pezizomycetes, Pezizales, Morchellaceae. The record is from RefSeq and is a predicted model, not a curated record.
AUGGGGACUUUGUCUAAGGGUUUCGUCAAGUUUCUUUGGGGAUAUUCACAAGGAAAACCUGAUAGGUGGACCUUAUUUAUAAGGCGAGAAAUACAGAAACAGGAAAACAGCGUACGGAGAGAUCAGCGAUAUACUGGCUUUAUCGACGUCAGAAGAUUCAGAAUUCACGCUAGAAUUCCGGAAAUUUCGGAUUUUGGAGUGAUGCCGAUGCUGUCGCAAUACCAUGUUUCCCUUUCGGCAUGCCGUAGUGGAGAAAAGUGCACUGAAUGGACUGUGGUGCAAGACGCAGGACUCCUUGAAGGCGUUGCGAAUAUCACUUUGAUGCAGAGUAAUCGUGGUUGUAUCUGCGAUUUAUUCGAUUCGAGGGACAAAUACGCCACGUUGUUACCAAAAGGAACCAAUACUAUGAUAGGAAACGGACUCACUAAGGGAAUCUCUAACAUGUAUUUUUCACAACACAUAACGUUUGACUACAAGAAUACUCCACAACCAUUCAAAGUUAAAGACUAA